This is a messenger RNA of Salvia splendens (bonfire salvia), 2585 nucleotides long. Its product is annotated as protein WEAK CHLOROPLAST MOVEMENT UNDER BLUE LIGHT 1. The coding region runs from base 141 to 2321 and encodes 726 amino acids. Gene Ontology annotation, cellular component: cytosol. The record is from RefSeq and is a predicted model, not a curated record. NCBI's taxonomy places the organism in Eukaryota, Viridiplantae, Streptophyta, Magnoliopsida, Lamiales, Lamiaceae. The transcript is spliced from 3 exons. Gene Ontology annotation, biological process: chloroplast avoidance movement; chloroplast accumulation movement.
AAAAUGAUAAUUUUCCUGCUUUUUCGGGCCAUAUUUUGGAAAUAACUUAUAGCUCCCGCGUUUGACAUUUUGUCUCUUGUGGUUUCUGCUCUGGUGAUUCUUGGUGCUCAGACAAGUAACGACCCUGCCAUUGCAGGAGGAUGGAGGGCGUGAAAGUUUUGAUUGAGGAUGCGCCUCUUGCAUCAGGAGCAACGGCUGUAGAAAUCACGACCGUUCCUGAAUUGGCUUCAACAGAGGAUGUGGUCGAAGACGCCACUCUCUCAGUCGAGGAGGAGACGAAUAAAGAAGGUAUCCCUCAAGAUGUUAAUAAUGCCACACUCCUAACCGUUUCACCAAGUGAUGCUUCAUCCGGGCAUCUUCAAGUAAAAAAGGCCGGCCUCAGAAUCAUUGCCCUUCCGAACAAGACCGAGAAAUCCUCUGACCAACCCGAGACACCUAGGACGCCUAGAACACCAAAGAGCAUCGACUUCAGCAGAGGCCAAAUUGAUACAACUGUACCUAUCGAAUCUGUGAAGGCUGCUGUUUCAAAGUUUGGUGGGAUCGUCGACUGGAAAGCCCACCGUAUGCAGGCUGUCGAGAGGCGAAAAACCAUAGAAGAGGAACUCGAGAAAGCUCAAGUGGAGAUGCCGUUAUUUAAGAAGCAAUCCGAGGAUGCGGAAGAGGCCAAACUCUUUGUUCUGAAAGAGCUAGACAGCACUAAGAGACUUGUUGAAGAGCUGAAGCUCAAUCUUGAACGAGCUCAGACAGAAGAGGAACAGGCGAAGCAGGACUCCGAGCUUGCAAAGCUUAGGGUCGAAGAGCUGGAGCAAGGGAUUUCCGAUGAAUCCAGCGUUGCCGCCAAGGCACAGCUUGAGGUCGCCCAAGCAAGGCAUGCAACCGCCGUUGCAGAACUCAAGUCCGUUCAAGAUGAGCUAGAACAGCUCAGACGGGACUAUAACCUGUUGGUUGCCGAGAAAAAUGCAUAUGUGAAGAAGGCAGAAGAAGCUAUUGCCAAGUCGAAAGAGAUUGAGAAGUCCGUAGAGGAUUUGACAAUCGAGCUUAUCACUAUAAAAGAGUCUUUGGACUCUGCACAAGCUGCACAUCUGGAGGCGGAGGAGCACAGAAUCGGAGCAGCUAUGGCGAAAGAACAGGACAUGCUCAACUGGGACAAGGAGAUGAAGCAAGCUGAGGAGGAUCUUGAGAAGAUGAGGCAGCAGGCUGCGUCGUCAAAGGAUUUGCGGUCCAAGUUGGAGACUGCAACCGUUUUGCUGAGAGAUUUGAAGGCUGAAUUGGCAAUGUACCUCGAAACAGAGGAAUCUGGCGAAGCAGUAAAUUUCGAAGAUGUGCUCAAUGAAACGGUAAAAUCAAACCGGAGUCAAAUCCAAGCAGCUCUUUCCGCAGCUAAGAAGGAACUCGAAGAAGUGAAGCUCAAUUUUGAGAAAGCGAGCGAAGAAGUUUCCAUCUUGAAGGUGGCCGCAAUAUCGUUGCAGUCAGAACUCAAAAAGGAAAAGGCAGAACUGGCUUCUGCUCGGCAAAGGGAGGGAAUGGCAUCGAUUGCUGUUGCGUCUCUUGAAACCGAGCUGAACCGGACCGAAUCCGAAAUCUUGCUCAUUCAGCUUAAGGAGAAAGAUAACAGAGAGAAAAUGGUGAAUCUUCCAAAGAACCUGCAAAAGGCUGGACAAGAGGCUGAUCAAGCCAAGUCCCUCGCUCAGACUGCUCGUGACGAGCUCAGAAAGGCGAAGGAAGAAGCAGAAUUGGCGAAAGCGGGAGCCGGUACCAUGGAGAGCAGAUUGCGUGCAGCUAAGAAGGAAAUCGAAGCAGCUAGAGCUUCUGAGAAGUUGGCACUCGCGGCUAUCAAGGCAUUGUCAGAGAGUGAGUCUACUCAAAGCAACGACGAGGAGGAUUCGCCAGCCAGAGUAACGCUCUCGCUAGAAGAAUACUACGAACUCAGCAAGAAGGCCCAUGUGGCCGAGGAGGAGGCGAACGCACGCAUCGCUGCUGCCCUUGUCGAGAUCAAGGUAGCUAAGGAGUCCGAGAUAAACAGCUUGAAGAAGCUUGAGGAAACCAACCGCGAAAUGGCUGAACGAAAGAACGCCUUGGAGAUUGCCUUGCAGAAAGCCGAGAAAGCCAAAGAAGGGAAGCUAGGCGUCGAACAAGAGCUGCGUAAGUGGAGGGCCGAGCAUGAGCAAAGGCGGAAAGCUGGAGAGUCGGCCACGAGCAACACAGGAAUGGAUAUGUCUCUGGAUGCCAAACCUGCCAAGAAGAAGAAGAGAUCCAUCAUCCCUAGAAUAUUCAGGUUCUGGAGCAAGAAGUCGUCAUCCAGGUCGUCCAAGUCGUCGUGAUCGUCUCCCCACGUAUUGCUCGUGGAUCGGAAUCGCCUGCCUCGGAAUUGAGUUUUCUCCUCAGAAUCACCUUGUCCAUUCUUGACAAAAACGUCUAUAUUUGUAUAGCAGUAUUGUUUUGUGUACACAAUAGGUUGCUCUGAUCGGAAGUUUUCUUUUUUUUCCCCCCUAAUACUUGUUGGGGUUUUACAGUUUGUAAUUAUAUCUUGGGGUGGCCAUGAGGGAUUGGAUUCUGUAAUAAGACUUUCAUACUUUUUUGAUUCA